GGCGUCAGUCCAUACAGACGGCCAGUUAUCACCCAUCAAAUCAGGCCGCAAACCCUCCCCUGCCGCCCAGCUCCCGUUUCACCACUUCCUCACCCACGACCUUCCCCUCACCCCCGCCCUUCCCCGGCGCACCCCUCUCGCCUCGCCACAAAUGUACACCUCCAAUACCGACCUCUCCAGCUCCCCACUCCCCCCUUCCCCUCCCCGCUCCCACCCUCCCCCCGCCCUCUCCCUCCCACCCCUCCUCUCCCAAGCUCGGUGCCCCCCCCUUCCGGAGUCUCUGCCCUCCCUGCCUUCCCUCCGACUCAAGACAUCGCUUUUGCCGCCUGGAUUGCCCCCUCAUUUAGGCAGCCGCCCCUCCUCCCCUUACUCCCCUAGAACCCUUCCAUCCUCGCCCACCUCCCCCGCCUCCCCCCCGUCGCAUGCCGACUCUCCUCCGUCUCCUACAGCGUCAGAUUAUUCACCUCAUUUGUCUCGUUCUCCUUCGCCCGCUCCGCCCGAAGAUCGCAGGACGCCCGACCUUUACGCUGAGGCUGUGUGCGCGCACGAAACGUGGCCCGUCACGCCGGCCGAUGACCUUGCGGGGAAGCCCGUGCUCGAUGCUCACUCUGACCCUUUGCGUGACACAGAGGCAGUCACACGUGACACUCAGCUCAGCCGGACGUCGUGUAGCCCAGAGGCCCAGUCACUUGGGGAGAUAUUGAAAGACUCGCAGAAUGAGCCUUCGUUAGUGGACGAAACAGUAUCGGAUGAAGGUAAUGAACCAGCCUCGUGCACGGGAUCUAAAUCUUCGCAAAUGCAUGAAACAAUAACUGGCGAAAGACUCGGAGUGCCAUGUCAGCCAGAAUGUGAACCAACGCCAGUCCAUGAGUCGUCUCCGGUCGACGAAAAUGAAUCCAUAUCAAUACAUGAUGAACCUCCUUUAGACCGAAAACACACUGAAACAGGAAUAUUAGGGAAUAACCAAGAAUCAUUACCAAAAAUUGAUGAACAUAUACCAGAGGCAGGCCCUAUAACAGAUGCCCAGUACUCAUCAGCACCAGGAAUAGGCCAUGAAUCACCUUCAAGCCAUUACAGUAGUGCGGAGCAGGCUGAUGCAAAAGUAGUUAUCGGAAGUGACGUGGAAAAAAAUGUCGAAUUUGAGAAUGAGCAAAUAAACCCCAGUCACUUACCGCCGAUUUCUGAGGGAGAGACUUAUGGAAAUGGAGAAACUUCAGUAGACAAUCAUGAGGUAGAAUCCUCUUUAAACGCUGAAGAAAGACUGAUGGCAGACACGCGAGAUGAACUUUCCAAAGAUGGUGAAAAGACCAAAAUCAGUGAUAGUAAUAAUGAAAAGGACCAUGUGAUUGCAAAAACGGACGAUGAGGUGGAUCAAAGCUGUGAUAAAGAUGAAGAACAAAUGAGAAAUAAAAUGGAUUCAAGCAAGGGACCUGUGAAGAUUAAGUUCAGGAUCCGGUCAAAGGCACACAAACAACCACCACUCAGCCAAGAAAAGCAAGAGUGUAAUAAGGAGAAUGGGAUCCCAAAAAUAGUGUUGACGCUAAGAGGAAAUGGACCUAAUAAAGAAUAUUCUUGCUCAAAUAGAUUAAGGAAUGAGGCCCAGAGCGGACAUGGCGAAAACUUAAACUUUAAAAAGCACAAGUCAAAGAAAGACAAGAAACAGAAAGGGAAAUACAAAAGCCGAAAUAAAAAGGGUGUGAAGCUCAAUAAGCACAAAAGACAUUUGGAAUUGUUCGGGGAAGACAGCAAUGACUCCGUGGAGGUCGCCAGCGACCAACUAGCUGUGGUAAACGGCCGCGCCGAUACGGCCGGCCGGAAGACUCCUGCUCUGCAAAACGAUUCUCGGGAGUCUCUUGGGUUCCCCACCCUGGGUGAGUCUCCCUACCCGAGCGAUGAUGAGUUUCCACCACUGCCUGUUCAGAAGCACUCUUAUGCCUUUAGUGUUAAAGUUGAGAGAAUUUGUGAAAAAGUUAAACAUAGCCCCAAUAAUGAAUCUUUGGAUGACUCACUUUCUGAUUCUUUGCCAGAUUUGGAACCUCUACCGAAUCCAGACACUGAUUCUAGUAUCAACAUCUCUGAGGCAUCUAAGAUGAAGAAAACCAAAGAUGUUUUGGAAGAUACUGUCUCUGAAGACAUGGCAAUACAGGAUAAAGUAACUGUCAUUGAAGGGGCCCUUGAGAAUGAUCAUAUUAAUGAUACUCAAGAUGAUGGAUCUCAGACUGUAGAUUCCGCAGAGACAGAGGUGGAGAAGAAGGAGGAUUCAGGAGUAAAAUCGGAUUCGCCGAAAGUGGAUGUAGCUGAAUUGAAUGCAUGUGAUGAUAUGGAAGAGCAGAAGGAUACUGAUAGAUUGAAGGACAAUGCUGAAACCAAAGAAGAUAAUUCAGAUCCAAUGACAAGUGAAAAGUCGGAGAGAAAGGAGGAAGAUACUACAGUCGAAGAUAAAAAUGUAAAUACUGAGGAAAUGCAAGACAAGAACGAGUCACAAUUGACUCCUGAAAAGACUGAAACUGCUGAAAGUGAAUCUGUGUUAGAAAAGGAUACUAACGAGACAAACUCUCAGGCCACGAUGUACGCUCCGUCCCUACCUCAGAAGAUACGUGAGCCAUCACUACCUCAGAAAUCCCGUGAUCUCACCCAACCAGAGAACCUACAUGAGCCGUCCACACCAGGAAAGUCAGGCGACCCUUCCCCCUCCCCUCAGAAACUGCAAGAUCCGCAAACAUCGCCAAAGGACGUCUCGCAGGAACCCAACAGCCAUGAGAACACAAGAGGCUCCUAUUUAAGAAGCCGUAGAGAGAGUAGAAUGAAGAAUUCGAAAUCAGACAGGGAUUCUGACUCUUGUCUGUGGGUGAGCUUUGGAGUUGAUGGACCUGUACCUUUGCCCACAAGUGAUAUGCCAAGCUUAGAACCCUUUUUGAGUGACGCGGAUGAUUCCAAGACAGAUGAUGAUAAGAAAGAGGGAAAUGGCGAACACGAGGAAAUUCCCAAAAAGGAAGACAAAGACAAAAAAGUUGUAACACACAAUAAUGAAUGUUCUCAAACAGCCAGCACACCUGAAGAGACCGUAGAUUCGCCACCUGCAAAUCCACUGAAGCAAGAUUUCCUGACUUCUAUUGACCGUCUUGUUAAGAAGCAAACCAAGUUCCUUGAGCAAGAAAGCACUCACCAAGAAUAUCCAUCCAGCAAGGUGAGUGAAGUGUCUGAUGAUCUGACAGACAAAAGAGAUGCUUCAAACCAUACAGAAGACAGAAGGAUAUCGAGAAGAAAUAGCCGAGGAUCCACGUGGAGGAAGGUGCGAAAGUCGAUGGAUAAGCGUAGGAAAGCUUACAGAAGGAAAAAAGCUUUGGCAUUGGUGAAUGAGCAGAACCAGAAAGCUGAAGAAAACCCAGCUUGUGAUCCCGAGAGCGAAAGCACCAAUGACAAAGCAGAGGCUCAGACACCCGACAGCGCUGAAGAUGAAAACCAAAAAGCUGAACCAAACACUGAGGCCAAAGAAAGCCAAAAAUGUGAGAAUAGUGACAGACCUUCCGCUGUGCCAAGUGAAGAAGACUCAAAUCAAUAUUAUCGCCCAAAGAAAAUGCAAAGAGUUCAAAGAAAUAGGUUAUUGCAGUCCACUCCCAAUAGUGGAAUAGGGCUUUAUACAAAAGAAACAGACAAAGCAAGUAUUGAUCAGGAGCAAAACACCCAAGCAAGCCCAAAGGAGUUAACAGACGAAGGGCAAGCCGCAGCAGCUGACGGACCUGAAGUUAGUAAUGAUGAUCCAAGAACAAUGGAACUUGAGCAAGACGCAAAUUUUUCUGCUUCAAGUAGUGUCAAGUCCGAUCUGGAAAUGGAUCAUUCUGAGAGAACUAGUGAUGGUGAUAGCACAAAGAGUGAACAAGGCGAUAGUGUAGGGGGCCCUGUAGUCCCCCAUGAUCCUGAAUUCGAAAAGGUCUGGGGGAAAGAGAGAAAGCUGCGGAUACGGCGAAUGAAACGAGCGGCUUUGAAGGCGAAUGUGCGUAGCCAAGACAAGGCUCAGGACAGUUCACCUGCUCAAGGUGUAGACGCUAAGAAUGGCCAGGAUUCCGCGGUUCCAGAUGAAUCGUCUCACUCGAAGGAAAAAACAUCUAGUGAGGAAGAAAAGACAAAAAAGAAGCGAGGCAGGAGGAAGAAAGAGGAAGGAGGUUCAGAUUCGGACACAAGUUCUCUUUCUGAAGGCGGCGCAGGGCGAGCCACGGCUAUCCAGGAGGCGCAGCAGCGUCGGGAGGUCCUGCACGAGGAGGAGCGAGGUCGACGUCUCGCGCAGGAGAUCAAAGGAUUCAACUGGCUGGAGCAGAAGAUCAAGAGCCGGGUCCUCGCCACCUCGGGAUCCGCUUCCAAUUCUACCUCUUCCACCUCUUCCUCUUCUUCGUCCGCCUCCGACCCCGCCACACCCAGCACGCCCACGGCCCGGCGGAAGCCCCUCUUUGUGACGAGGAGCGCCAGUCUGCCCGCGGGCAAGAGCUCGCUGCCCGUCGCCUCCUCCUCGCCGCCCGCCUCUUCCUCGGCGCCCAGGAGGAAGGAGGUCGAGAGGAGAAUGUCUGUGUGCGGACCCGUCGGACUUCGAGGCCACCUUCAGGCUGCUGUUCCGCCCCUGGGACCUGGAUCCCGCGUCACAGCCGUACCUAAACGCCGUAUGUCACCGACAGAACCUACAACCUCAGCGCCGUCGCAGGGAAGCACUCCUUCAACAUCAGAAGCAACUCCUUCCCCUGUCCCCAUCACAAAUGAAAACGUGAGCGUCACAUCGGUCUACGACAACCGAAGCUACCUCACUCCGACAGGAUACUACCCGACGGAGCCCAACAGAGCUGUCUUAUACAAUCGAACGGACUACACUACGGCUACACUGUAUGGUCUGCCUAUUCCCAGCGUGCCGUCACUCUACUACGACCAUCCUCCCCCUGCGUCUGGAACGUUCUACAGAGACACGACCUUGAGCCAGACCAGCAAUUUUUAUGGCUCCACAACUACCACGCCACCACUUAUGUCGUCCAAUCAGAGUGUAAAAUCUCCGAACUCCCCUCCACCUGCCCCUCCGGGUUCCUCAGCUCAGCAAGUUGGCUCUAGUUCCUCCGGGUCCAAGUCCUCGUCAGGACACGUAACAGACUCCUCUCCUGGUUCGUUUAUGUCGUUGGUUUGUGACGAUGUUGAGAGUCCUGUUCUUUCGUCCUAUGUUGGCUGUACAGAGAGCAUGCGUUCUGUCGAGGCCUGUGUUGUUCUUUCGCCUGGAUAUCCUUCCUGUUCAUCCUCUGUCUUGGAUGAGGGCCAAGUUGGUCUCCAAAGAGCAAGCAGUGUUACUUCAAAUACUUCAUCGUCGCCAGCCACAAGCCCUGGCUUAAUAUUCUCACACAAACACGCCCUCCUCAAGCGAGCCAUAAGCGACAUGCUAAGGAGCGACUCGGAAAAUUCCGAAGAACCUUCAAAGCAGGAGGAAUCAACAAAAUACGUGAACAGCGCAGAACCACCGGAAAAGCAGAGGACACUCAGCAGACACCAAGAUAGUGAGGGCCAGCCGAAUGUCGAAUCAUCCAUAACGGAGAUUAAUCUUGCUUCGCCAAAGAGUGAUCUCUCUCAAUCUGCACACAGCAAAAGUGUAAUAAAAAAUGCGGAGAACAUCAAAAAGGAGAAAAUAAAACCCGAGGAACCACAAGGAUUCAUCAGCCUCAUUUCGCCGAAAGAGGGCGAAGAAUCGAAAGAAGACGUGAAGCCAGUAGUAAGCGAAGCUAAUAACAGAGAGCUCCAGAUGCUGCAAGACUUACCAGAGACGGUGAGACAUAAGGUCAUGAAAUCUAUGAGUGAAAGCGGCUGUAAAUUUGAUGAGAUGAGAGUGGAUACAAAACCGUCCGACUCUGUGGAGGAAAAGUAUGGACGUGGAGAUAUGCAGUCGUCGUUACUUACGGCCUUGUACGAAGAGUUGAUGAAAACGAGACAAGAAGUCGAAAAGCUGAGGAAAGUCCAAGAACUUAUGCUUACAGAAAAAGAGGAUAAAAAAGACGAUUCUAAAGAAGUGAUGAAAGAAGAAAAAGACAGCUCUACCCCAGAAAAGAAAGUUGAAAAGAGAAAGUACUUAGAACUUACAAAGGAUGGUGAUGCAUCUGAGGAAAGUAAGCCUGUCUUAGAACCGGAAGUUAAAGUGGCAAAAAUCGGUAUCAGGAGUGAUCUCUCUGAAGAUUCUGCCAAAAAAUCUCAAACUCCAGUUAGUACCUCUAGGAACUUUGCAAGUUUUACAUCGCCUCCUCCUACAGUCAUAAGUAGCAGUCCUUCAGAAGUGGUAAUUCAUUCUUCACAUGCUAGAAUUAGCUCCCUUGUUUCAAAUCCAACAGUCACUCAGGCUGUUCCUGUUCCUAUCCCAAGCAGUGUGAUCACUACUUUUGCGCAGUCUGGUAUAAGUCUGUCAAGCACAAGUCCUAAUCUAUGUAAAAUCAGCAGUCAGAUUGAAAUAACAAGUUUGCCAGCACCAUCCACAAGCCCUAUUGUACUGCAGUCUUCUUCGCUUCCAAGGACUAGUCCAGUAUUGCCACAAACAAGUCCAGUAUUACCCAGGGCAAGUCCUGGACUGUCAAGGACAAGUCCGCCAGGAUCUAGAACAAGUCCUGCAAUUGCAAGGAUAAGUCCAUCAUUACCAAGAAUUAGUCCAUCGUUAUCAAGAACCAGUCCAUCAUUACCUAGAACUAGUCCAUCAUUACCUAGAGCUAGUCCUUCUCUACCAAGAACGAGCCCUGGCUUAGCGAGGACAAGUCCUGCUGCAAGUAGCGUAAAAGAGAGAUUGCCAGCAGACCUAGGGGCUAAUAAAUUGAGAGCGCUAUUUGGCACUAAUUCGGAAGUAGAAGUGAUGCCCAUAACUCCUGGAGAAAAAGGUGGCUCAUACGAACCCCAGCAGUCAGGCUUUCUAAGGCUAUUAGACGAGCCACAGCAGCAGCAGGAACCAUCGCUUUUACUUAGUGCAGUUCGGGGUCACAGGCGGGAAGUGGAGAUCACUGCGUCACGUGAUGGAACUGUGUUCCGUCAGCCUCAUGAGGAUAGACGCCUGCAUCAGCCACAACAUGAGGUUGAAAGGAAAAAAACUCAUUACUCAACAUCAGACCUUCCAGAAUUUCCACCAACAACACAUAAACCACCUCCUCCACUCAAGCCUGUACCUUCAGUUUUAAGGAGACAUUCAGAAACUCACGACCCUCGAGACCCAAUGCUCCAUCGGCUUAUGUAUCAAAAUAAUCAUUCUAGUCCUGCUACUCCUACAACAAGCUCUUUGCCGAUUGACCAUCAUACAGCAGCUUCUUUGUACUAUGCUCAACCAAAGUCCAGCCCUACGCAACAUCCACCACUGAUUCAGAGUGGCCGGAGAAGUAGUGAGAGUAGUUCUGAUAUGGCAAGAGAACACCAGCAUGCUAUAGCUAUGAACAUGCAGCAACAUAUAUAUCGACAACAGCAUUUACGACCAAGCCCACCUUUGAGUCUUGGGCCAGAUAAGGCAACCAUUUUUCCGAUACCUCCACCUGCACCAGCUGUGAGACCUUACAGAUCCCCACCUCCACCACCUUCUACAAGAUCUCUGGAACAGUAUCAGUCAUCAAUGAUGGAUCCAGCAUCAACAGAGGACUUAUACCGAUCUAAUCUUCAGUUCUUUGAAAGAAUAAAGCAGAACAUUCAUCAGACUUGUGAUGCAAAUCUAAGUCUCCAAGAAAGAGGAGGCUUUGUUGGAUCUGAGAGAGGCAUUGCUACCCACGACAGGAUGCAGUCCCCAGCCGGCUCUGUCGACAAGCCCCCUCAACCACAGACUUUUGUCCCACGAGUCCUGGUUCGAAAUUCCAUUCCUGAAUCAAGCCCACGUUUACCCCACAUCCCUCCCCCUUACCCUGGCCCGUCUUAUGUUGGCCAUAAUCCUCAUCUAACAGGGCCGUUGCAACCAAAUCAUCCUGCCCAGUAUCCAAACAAUAUGCAUCACAGUUCAGGCACAGCAAUACACCAAAUGGCCCCUGCUGGACUUAUUCCUGGUAUGCAUCAGCCUUCAGUGAUUAUGACCAGCCCAGACAAUGCAGUCCGGAGUAAGAACAGUGGUGCUGGUACUGUUGAUAAAAAGCAGUGCUUGAAUAACUGCCCUCAACAAGCACGUUUUCUAUGCUCUGGCUGCAAGAAGGCAUGGUACUGCUCUGAAAAAUGCCAGCGUGAGCACUGGGCCAUGCACAGUCAGUCUUGUUCUCCUUGAACCCAGAAAACAUUUGGAAAGUAUGUUUAUAAAUUGGAAAGCAGUUAUUAAUGAAAUUUUAGUCACCCUAAAAGUGUGAUAUUCUUCGUGACCUGAGUUCAAUUCAUAUUCCUUAAGUUAUAAAAAUUUGUUUAAUUAAACAAAUAAACUGAAAUUGUUACUACAAUUCAGGGUAACAAUGCCUUAAGUACUGAUUGUGACUAAAGUUGAAAAUGUUCCUGGCUGUGAGAUAGCCCCUUUAAUUUACUUGAAAGAGACAAGUGUGAAGCAUGGAGUGUUCCUUAUUAUAGCCAAUGUCUGGAUACUUGGACCAAGAGCCAUGUGAUCUGUGUUCUGCAAUAAAUAAUUGUGAGAUAUAACCAAUAGUCUCCUUUGAGAGUUACUACUACUUAGGCUAAAAUGAAAUAUAGUAAAGGAAAGAAGAAACAAAUAAGACAUUGUUCUGGUUGUUAUUCCGAUACAGUGUAUGUAUCAUAGAUUCAUAGUGUACAGUGAGAAUUUUUUUUGUCUAUUUUACAGGAAGAAGUAUUAUCUUAAGGAAGAAAAUUCACUUUAAUGUCAUUUAGACUGAUAUUUUACAAUUCAGAGGAAAAUUUCUCUUCUCCAAAAAGGAAAAGGGAAAGAGAGAACAUGAAUAGUUGAAUUACAAUGACUUGCAAUAUGAAGGAAGAGAGAUAUGUAGUGUUAUUCCCUUUAGUGAUGUGAAAAUUGAUAAGAAAGAAAGUUAAAUUGUACAUGGAGCACGUUUUUCCCCCUCAACAAUUUUAUGGUAGUCAUAAUGAAAACUUAAUGUACUUUUCUUUGUAUUUGAAAGUCAGGUGCUUUUUAUUUCAAUGCAUUUUGUAUAUUUCAGCUUUUUUAUUGUAUGGUGUUAUUGGCAUGAAUGAAUGUCAGGUGUAUUUUUUUUUUUUUUUUUUUUAGUUCUUGCCAAAUAUAACCCAUCAUUAAUUUUAAAACUCAUGUGUGCCAUAAUUUAAGAUUAUUUUUCUACGUAUUAAUAUUUGUACUAUUUAUUUUGUUUUGUUCAAAACAAAUUGUGCUGGUUCUCCAAACCAACAAAAAGCAUCAAAACUUAAUUACACAUAUCAUAGUGUAUAAUAACCAUAUUUUUUAUAACUUUGCUACUUUUUCAUGUGAUUCUGUAAAUAGAUUUGUCUUUGAUUGUAGUACAACUUGUAGCUUUUUAGUUUUGUGAAAUGAGCUGAAGCAAGUUUUUUCCUCUAUGUACUGGAUUUUUUCCCCAAGACCAUCAAUAAAUCUGUUAAUUAUGCA
Penaeus vannamei (Pacific white shrimp) is the source of this 9499-nucleotide messenger RNA. NCBI's taxonomy places the organism in Eukaryota, Metazoa, Arthropoda, Malacostraca, Decapoda, Penaeidae. The record is from RefSeq and is a predicted model, not a curated record.